Messenger RNA from Sphaeroforma arctica JP610, 345 nucleotides. RefSeq lists its product as hypothetical. The record is from RefSeq and is a predicted model, not a curated record. The transcript is spliced from 2 exons. Bases 1 to 345 code for a protein of 114 amino acids. NCBI's taxonomy places the organism in Eukaryota, Ichthyosporea, Ichthyophonida.
AUGCCACGGUUGUUGUGCAUGGCUAUCGUUGCAGAGAAGAGUGGGGGAGGAGUUGUCAGUGGCGGCGACGGUAGCAGCAGCGGCGGCGGCAAUAGCGGCGGUAGUGGCAGCGGCGGUGGAGCUCCUGCGCCACCUGUGUGUCUCUCUAGGUGCGUAGAUAUAGAGGGUCUGUGUGUGUAUCCGGGGCCUGUGCGUGCAGCUAGGGCUUCACGUAUAAGUACGCGUCAAUGGUUUGGUAUCUUUUAUACGCAAACGCACACAUGGUUGGAUAUGUGUGUCUCUGGUGCGUUAGAUAAGUGUGGACAUGUGUUGCAGCGCAAGCCUACAACUGGCGAGAAACUGUGA